AUGGACGUCUUUUUGCGUACAUGGGAUCUGGGCUUUAUAGCCUUCGGAGGACCACCAGUACACUUCCAGAUUCUACAUGGCAGGUUCGUGGAGGGACAGGGCGGCAAAGAAAAAUGGGUGGAUGAGCAGACGGUACGAUUAUCCUUGCAUAUCCUCAAGCUGUAUCAGGAACUCUUUGCUAUUUGUCAGGGUCUUCCGGGGCCCGGUAGCACAAAGAUGAUUUUCUGCCUAACACUAUUACAUGCAGGAUUUAUUCCUGCCAUGCUUGUGUUUUUUAUUUGGAGUCUUCCUGGCGCAAUUGGCAUGUACGCCCUCUCACUUGGUGUGCAAAACAUGAAUGAAACCCUUCCCAAACCCGUCUACUCCCUACUUUCUGGCCUCAACGCCUCCACAGUAGGUAUCGUUGCACUCGCGGCCGUGCAGUUGGCCGAAAAAGCUAUUCGCGAUAAAUUAUCCCGGAUUCUUGUGAUCUUUGGCGCAUGUGCUGGUCUCUGUUAUAACGCACUCUGGUAUUUUCCCGUGCUGAUGAUUAUCGUCGAUGCUACAAGGCCUACGCAGUCCGCUGAAGCUCUUUCGCAACAGCACAUUAUCAGGAUUCGGGUCGGAGUUUUGGUUACGGGACUCUUUUUUGCUUCCUUCAUCGGGAUUCUUGUUGCUAGAGGCCAGCUUACCACACCCCCACUCGCCCUUGACCUCUUUGCCAAUAUGUACCUUGCUGGCACUGUCAUUUUUGGUGGAGGUCCUGUCGUCAUUCCCCUUUUACGCUCCUACGUCGUCGAUCCCGGGUGGGUCUCGAGUAGAGACUUCCUGAUCGGCCUUGCCAUUAUUCAAGCUUUUCCCGGUCCUAACUUCAACUUCGCUGUCUUCUUGGGGGCCCUAGCACUGCAGCACUCACGAUUCCCGACCAUCUUCGGUGCGAUCCUCGGCGGUUUAGGAAUCUUCUUUCCCGGAAUCACGCUGGCCGUUGCAAUCCAAAGCUUCUGGCGUGUAUUGCGGAAGAAGAAGUAUGUGAUCGACUUUCUAAGAGGAGUGAAUGCUACUGCAGUUGGGCUAGUAUUUACAGCUGUAUACCGGCUGUGGGAGAUUGGAUACCUGACUCCUGAAAGAAGCGAUGGACAAAGUUUGGGUAAAAAUCCAUGGUGGUUGGUUGUUGCGGCGGUAACAUAUGCAGAGAGUGCAUGGUUCAAUGUGCCCCCGGCUAUGGCGAUUAUAAUGGGUGCCAUUUUAGGGUUAUGCUGGUUUGGGGCUAUGGGGGGAUAG
Molecule: messenger RNA, 1260 nt
Organism: Penicillium expansum
Lineage: Eukaryota; Fungi; Ascomycota; Eurotiomycetes; Eurotiales; Aspergillaceae
Exons: 5
Coding region: 1-1260 (419 amino acids)
Biological process (GO): chromate transport
Molecular function (GO): chromate transmembrane transporter activity
Source: RefSeq, a predicted model, not a curated record